This is a messenger RNA of Chrysoperla carnea, 4692 nucleotides long. RefSeq names its product GATOR complex protein Iml1 (gene Iml1). The annotation marks the transcript as partial. The record is from RefSeq and is a predicted model, not a curated record. NCBI's taxonomy places the organism in Eukaryota, Metazoa, Arthropoda, Insecta, Neuroptera, Chrysopidae. Gene Ontology annotation, biological process: positive regulation of autophagy; cellular response to amino acid starvation; intracellular signal transduction. The transcript is spliced from 17 exons. Gene Ontology annotation, molecular function: GTPase activator activity. Gene Ontology annotation, cellular component: lysosomal membrane; GATOR1 complex.
AAUUUUUUGACAUUUAGAUAAUAAUUUUAAUAGCUAUGGUGUAAUGUAAUUUUGAAAUUGUAGAUUUUUACUUAAGUAAAAUUUUAAAAAAUGAUCAAACAGGUCAAGUUAUAUGUACAUCAAAAGAAUUUUAGCGAGGCCGAUUUGAUAAUAAAUUUAAAAGAUUAUCAAGGUGCAAAAGAGGGUGAUAUUGUUGAAAUUUAUCACCCUGAAGAUAUUGGUCCUCGACUUUUAUUACAAAUAACAGCUCUGAAAGAUGAUUUACUCAAAGUUACAGAAACGAUUAGCGUUGAGCAGAGUAUUGCAAACACAUUUCAGCUUCGAACAUACGCUGAUGUUUUGGUACGGAUUGUUUCUGCAAAUGAUGUGGCCUUAGAUUCUGUAGAAAUUACAUUUAAAGAUCAAUAUAUGGGUCGAUCAGAAAUGUGGCGUAUUAAAAAUAGUUUAGUGAACACUUGUGUUUACAUGAAUAAGAAAUUAGAAUUUUGUAUGGGUGCUAUUCGAUGUCAAGUCUAUGAAAUGUGGUCACAGGGUGAUCGUGUCGCAUGUGGAGUAAUUACUGAAGAUACUAAGAUAGUUUUUCGAUCAUCUACAUCAAUGGUUUAUUUAUUUUUACAAAUGUCUUCAGAAAUGUGGGAUUUUGAUAUUCAUGGCGAUCUGUAUUUUGAAAAAGCAGUGAAUGGCUUUCUAGCUGAUUUAUUUACAAAAUGGAAGAAACACGGUAGCAAUCAUGAAGUUACAAUUGUCUUAUUUUCACGAACUUUUUAUAAAGCAAAUAGUGUUGAAGAUUUUCCGCUGUAUAUGCGAGAAUGUUUACAAUUAGAUUAUCGAGGGCGGUAUUAUGAAGAUUUUUAUCGAGUAGUUGUUCAAAACGAACGAUUCGAUGAUUGGAGUCCAGUUUUAGUUCAAUUAAGACGUUUAUUUUCCGAUUAUCAACGGCACGUAUUAAAUUAUCACGAUAAACCCGGUGUAAUUAUUCCCAUUGCUACAAAUAGUACAGCUGCUCAAGGAAAUUUUCUCGAAGUGUUAAAUAUGUCAUUGAAUGUAUUCGAAAAACACUAUUUAGAACGAAGUUUGGAACGAACAGGACAACUUAGUGUUGUUAUUACACCUGGAGUGGGAGUAUUUGAAGUUGAUCGUGAAUUAACUAAUGUAACAAAACAAAGAAUUAUUGACAACGGUGUAGGCAGCGAUCUUGUCUGUGUUGGAGAACAGCCAUUACAUGCUGUACCUUUAUUAAAGUUCCAUAACAAAGAUACAUACAUAACAACGGCGGAUGAUUAUUCUAUGCCCCAUUGGAUAAAUCUUUCAUUUUAUUCGACAAAUAAAAAAGUAGCAUAUUCAAAUUUUAUACCACGAAUAAAACUCCCGCCGAAAGCUACAAAUUCAGCUAAUGAUUUUGAUGGUAAACAUAUGUCCAAGACAAAAUUGAUCCAAGAUGAAGAUCAAUGUAUUCACAAUUCAUUUUUCGAUUAUGAUGCUUAUGAUGCUCAAGUAUUUCAAUUACCUUCAACACAUGGGACAAGCAGCUUACAACGAUCCAAUCAAAAACAUUGUAAAAAGAUGCCAGCAUUAGACAAUAAUCGUAAUGAUUCGACUAAGUCGUUGCAUCGAAAAAUGUCUGAUCCGGAUAUUCACCAUGGUGGUGAAUUAGCAAGUCCUGGAACACCUAAAUCUCAAGCAAUAUCCAUUCCGACUUCAUCAUAUACAAACACGGAAAGUCCCUUAAUAUCACCAAUCAUAGAAGAAGAGAAAAAACCAAAACCUUGGACUACAGAUGCUUUGGAUGGGAAAUUAUCACCGCCAUGUAGGGCUGUUGUGGGUUCGGCUGGUUCACCGCCACCCAUGGGACAAAUUGGUUUACGGCCAAGUCGGGCUUUAAUCAAUCCAUUUGAUCCAUCACAUGUAACAAUUAAAUUGACAUCAAAUCGUCGACGAUGGACACAUAUAUUUCCCAAAGGACCUACGGGAGUUUUAAUUCAACAACAUCAUUAUCAAGCUGUGCCUACUAACCCUGUUUCGGAUGAUUGUUCGGAAAUUGACGGACCCAGUUCGAGCCCUGUUCCUAGUACAAUUUAUCGGUCCAAUUCUCAAGUCAUAGAUAAGAAGCGAAAUAGCAUGUUACAAAAUACAAAUUCAAGAAAAUUUUCUAAAUAUGGUCCACAAAAAAGUUUAACAUUACUAUGGGGAGCAACUGGGGAACAGGAAUGGACACCAGCUCUUACUACAGCAGUGAAUGAAGUUAUAAUAGGAGUCGAUUGGAAAUCAUUAACAAUACCAGCAUGUUUACCAAUAACAACAGAUUUUUUCCCCGAUAAACGAGCUUUACAAAAUGAUUAUCUUGUAUCCGAUUAUAAUUUAUUACCAGACGAUGUAAAUGCAGAUUUUGCUCAACAACGAGCGCAUAAUAAAAAACCGCUAACCACCAAAGAAGUGUUUAAAGAAUUAAUAUCACAACGUCUAGCCCAUGGAUUUCAGUUGAUUAUUCUACCAUCAUCUCAAUCAAAAGUAACCGCCAACACUGGAGUAACAAAUAAUCUUCAACAGCAAAAUGCUGCAAGUAGUAUAGUUGGAGCGCGCUCGGUAAAUAUUGAACCACGAGAAGAAUAUUUACUGUCAAUUGGACGAAUAUUUCAUAAGAUUUCACUAUGUGGCAAUGCGAUUACAGUAACACGAUAUCGGCCAAGACAUCCGUAUCCACCUUUUGACAUCCAUUAUCGAUAUCGAUUCCAUGCUCCACAUCAUGACACUUAUGAAGUGUCUUGGGUUUCGUUCACUACGGAAAAAUUAGAAAAUUAUAGUUGGAAUUAUUUAGAUCAUUAUAUUUGCACGCGAGGUGAUACGGAUUACAACCGUUUUGAAUCGUUAAAGUAUUGGCGAUUUCGUGUGUAUUUGUUACCAUUGACACAUCCAGCCACACGAAAAAUUUUGGAUGGAUAUUCGCACUGUGACAUAUAUACGCCACAAACAGAUACGGAUAAUAAUAAUUUAAUUGAGGGAUUUUUACGAUUUAUGGAAACAUAUGUAAACCGUGUGAAACGGCCAAAUUCGAAAAAAAAUCCCAGGGCAUCUUUCUGUUUAUCGCCGGGAUUUUCUGGAAUGCAGACUCAACAGGUACAACGGCGUUACAGCAUGAGCAUUAUUACUCCAUCAUCUUCCAGUCAGAAUGCUGGAACAGGAAAUUCGCCAUUUCGUGAACGUUUGGGAAGCAAUCGUUUACCUGAGAAGCCGCGGCCAAGAUCGAGUUCUAAAGCUGAACGAGGGCGUGUUUCUCCAGCUACAGAAGCUGCGUUACCUAUUUCACCUGAGACUCCUACUUCAAAUAACGACGAUUCAGAAGAAGGAUCAAAUACAGUAACUCCGCUAAAAGCAACCAGUAAUUUUCAAGAGAUUUUACUAGCAAUGUGUCAUCCAGUUAAUGGAAUCGGAUUCUUGUUACCACAUUCAAAUUUACCAAAACAAACAUUUGUUAGUGCCGAUGCUGUUUAUUGGUUAAUGGCAAAUGUGGAAGGAUUGACAAAUAUUGAGUGUGCGGUCGAAAUUUUAUCAAGUAUGGUUGAACAAAAGAUAAUUUGUCAUGCUUCUGGCGAUCAAACUAAAAAUUUUGUUUUUGGAUUUUAUUUAUAUUAUGUUGUUAAACAAGAAGAAGAGAAUAACGAAACGUUUCCAAUUUGUGACCAAUUACAAGUAUUUGAAAAUGAAUGGAUGGAAGUUGAGAUAAAAGAUCCGAAAGGAUGGGGAAAUCUAGAAUCAACGUCUAAUAAAGAGGGAGCUAUACCUCAUUUUCUUUGCGAAACACUACAGAGUAAUUAUUUACAUGGAGAUAUUGAUAAUGACAUAACUCCUUUAUACAGACAUUCAUACUUGGAAACCGAUAUCACUUUAAAAAGUGAUCGUGUUGAAUGGGGUCAUGCUCGCUAUCAAAGUGUGUACAGGCCUGAUCAACCAUACGAAGUUGUUGUCCAAUGGUUAACAUCAUCAGCAGCAAUUAUAUCUGAUUUAGUAUUUGGUUGGGCUCGUAAAGCUCAAGCAUGUGGCCUUCAAAUGAUACCAAUACCCGCUGAUUUAUUAGCCUUACCAUUCACCAAUAAAUCAGAUCCUUUAAGGGGACCAAUUUUUAUCCCUUUAAACAUUGAUUGUUUAUUAAAGAAUAAACAGUUUUUAUUCGAAGAAUUUCGAGAGGACACUUGGUCAGAACGAUUAUUUUUAUUUCAAGAAUCUAUUGUUGCUCAAUUUGGAUUUAUGGCAUGUUCAAUUGAAAUGCCUCACGUAAACGAUUUAACAAUUAUGCAUGAUCAUCAGUAUGUACAUAGGUCAGGAAAUGUGUUUGUAUUAAUACCAAGUGUUCCAACGAUUCGGCCACGACAACGAUCAGUUACAGCUCCUACGCAACGUCGAAAUGGAUCACAGGUUGUGAAAACUGAGACAUUAUCUAGUCCGCAUCAUGCGUAUAUUACACGCCAUGUUAGUGGAAAAAACAAAGACGAUUUUGACAAUUGCAAAAAGGUUGGAUUUUUAUGGUCAUGGAAUCAUAUGUUAUCACGUCGGUGGAGAUCAAGUUAUACACCAGCGGCUGGCGAUGAUACAUUUCAAACGAAUAUGUUACGUGAUUUUCGUGAGUUUUGUAAUAAUACUGAUGGACGUUUAAAACAUUUUUGGGAUAAAUGUUGGGAAAUUAAAGAAAAUGCAUCA